CUGAUGCCCCCCGCGUUGCGCGGUCUCUCUGUCUCCGGGGCAACGGGCGGCCGGGGCCGUGACGUCAUUUCCGGGUUGAUGCCCCUCUCCCCCCCGCGUUGCGCGGUCUCUCUGUCUCCGGGGCAACGGGCCGGGGCAGGACGUCAUUUCCGGGCUGAGCCCCUGCGCCGCGCGGUCUCUCUCUCUGUCUCUGUCUCCGGGGCAACGGGCGGGGCAGCGACGUCAUGUCCGGGCUGAGCCCCUGCCCGCGCGGUCUCUCUCUCUCUCUCUCUCUCUCUGUCUCCGGGGCAACGGGCAGCGGGCGGAUGAGCCGCGAGUGAGUGGGGACCCGGAUGGGCCGGGCCGGGCCGGACGCGGUGAGAGGCUCCGGUGGAUCAGGGCGGGCGGGGCGGGCGCGCUGGCUGGGGAUUCGGUGCCGGGGGGUCCAGGCCGCGGCCUCGCACCCGGGAGACAGUGACUGGGCCUGGGGUUGGCGGAGCUCGGGGAGCCGGGCCUGGGCCUGGGGUCGGGUCUGCGCCGGGUCCCGCCGCCGCCGCAACACGACCAUCAAUCUCGGCUUGCAGAGACCACUUGCCGAACUCUUCUCGAUUGGACAACGAUUUUCCAGUUUCGCUAUCGCUGUAGCUUCAUCAGUGAAAGAGAUCUACUUUUAGCCGGGUUAAGGAGCCAUUGCUGUGGACGGAGAAACGGGGACGUGAGCGGCCAUUGAGGACAGCCAGGGUGCAGGUGAGCCCCCUUCUGUUCGGAGUGCGGGCUGAGCUUAGAGGGGCUGAUCUUCGUUGGAGGACCACAUGACGGGGCACAACAAUGGGAAGCGUUAUGAGUGUGACGUGUGUGGCAAGGCCUGGCAGAGCCCGAGCAAGCUGGAGAUCCACCGGCGGGUUCACACGGGCGAGAAGCCCUAUGGCUGCUCCACCUGUGGCAAGAGCUUUGCCCGGUUGUCGGGGCUGUGGGAACACCAGCGGGUACACAGCAGUGAGCGGCCAUUCACUUGCUUCGACUGCGGAAAAGGUUUCAAGUCGUCGCCGGAACUGAAAGUGCACAGGCGCCUGCACACCGGGGAGCAGCCCUACACCUGUGCACAGUGCGGCAAGGGCUUCACCAGCUCCAGCAGCCUGCUGAAGCACCAGCACUCCCACACCGGCGAGCGCCCCUACACCUGUGUCCUGUGCUACAAGGGCUUCACCCGCUCUGACAGCCUGCUGGAGCACCAGCGCACACACACCGGCGAGCGCCCCUACACCUGUGUCCAGUGCUACAAGGGCUUCACCCGCUCUGCCAGCCUGCUGGAGCACCAGCGCACACACACCGGCGAGCGCCCCUACACCUGUGCCAAGUGCGGCAAGGGCUUCAUCAGCAACAGCAGCCUGCUGAAGCACCAGCGCUCCCACACUGGCGAGCGUCCCUUCACCUGUGCCCACUGCGGCAAGGGCUUCACCAGAUCCAGCAACCUGUUGGUGCACCAGCGCACCCACACCGGCGAGCGCCCCUACACCUGUGCCCAGUGCGGCAAGGGCUUCACCCAAUCCAGCAGCCUGCUGGUGCACCAGCUCUCCUACACCGGCGAGCGCCCCUACACCUGUGCCCAGUGCGGCAAGGGCUUCACCAGAUCCAGCAACCUGUUGGUGCACCAGCGCACCCACACCGGCGAGCGCCCCUACACCUGUGCCCAGUGCGGCAAGGGCUUUACCCACUCCAGCAGCCUGCUGAAGCACCAGCGCACCCACACCGUUGAGCGCCCCUACACCUGCACCCAGUGCGGCAAGGGCUUCAUCAACUCCAGCAUCCUGCUGAAGCACCAGCGCUCCCACACCGGCGAGCGUCCCUACACCUGCACCCAGUGCAGCAAGGGCUUCACCACAUCCAGCAGCCUGCUUGUGCAUCAGCGCUCCCACACCGGUCAGCGCCCCUACAUCUGCACCCAGUGCGGCAAGGGCUACACCAGCUCGAGCAGCCUGAUAAACCAUCAGCGCACCCACACCGGUGAGCUCCCCUGCACCUGCGACCAGUGCGGAAAGGGCUUCACCGUCUCCAGCAGCUUGCUGGAGCACCAGCGCACCCACACCAGCGAGUGCCCCUAUAUCUGCGCCCAGUGCGGCAAGGGCUUCACCCGCUCCACCAGUCUGCUGUCCCACCAGCGGGUGCACGCCGACGACCAUCCAGUCCCCAGCCCGGUGUGUGGAGAGCGCUUUGCCAUGGCCUCGCACGCCCCGUCUCACCAGCACGUGCGCACCAGUGGCCAGCCCUACGACUGCCCGUACUGUGGUGAGACGUUUGACAGCUUGCGGGGUUUGCGGCAGCACAGGCGGGCCCACGCCGGCGAGCAGCUGCUCCCACUGUGACAAGAGAGCAUGGGGCCUGCGGGAGCACCAGCGGAUACACACCAGAGAGAGAUCCUUUGUGUGUGCUGAGUGUGACAAGGGUUUCACCCGCAUGUCCAGCCUGUGGCAGCACCGUCGUACCCACAGCGGUGAGCGUCCCUUCCCCUGCCCG
Molecule: messenger RNA, 2493 nt
Organism: Amblyraja radiata (thorny skate)
Lineage: Eukaryota; Metazoa; Chordata; Chondrichthyes; Rajiformes; Rajidae
Product: zinc finger protein 615-like
Exons: 3
Coding region: 792-2342 (516 amino acids)
Biological process (GO): regulation of transcription by RNA polymerase II
Molecular function (GO): RNA polymerase II cis-regulatory region sequence-specific DNA binding; DNA-binding transcription factor activity, RNA polymerase II-specific
Source: RefSeq, a predicted model, not a curated record